CGCGGGGGCUGCGCUGCUGCUGCCGGGUCCGUGCGCCGCCGCCGCCGCCAGGAUUUGAAGGAAGAUGACGUUCGCCGAGGAUGAGGUUUAUAAGUACAUUAAGCGAAACAUGUCCAAGUUCCACGUCAUCCGCGUGGAACAGAUGCUUCCCUUCGUGUCAGCAUCCCUCUCUGUUCCAGAUGUGGAGGAAAUUCGAGCCGUGUUGAACAGCAAGGGGAACCACGUCGCCGUGUGGGACUUCAUCGACUUCCUGAGGCGCCGGCAGGGAUGGGUGGAAGUCUUCAUCGACGCCCUCCAUCAUGCUGACUUUUGGGCACUGGGAGAGGAGGUGCAGCGGGUGUACGAGGCGGUGCAAGUUUGUCCUGCUGUUCCAUCCUUUCAUCAGACGACCGGAUCCCCGUCCAGCUCCUCAUUGGCGUGCAGCCGGACCCCCCCACCCGCUGAGAGCCCUGGCUCUCGUGGGCCUGGCAUCGCCUCUCCACUGCCCAGGAAGCCAGUGACACCUGCAUCUUGCCCUCCGUCUGUCAUGGCCACUAACAGUGCUGCAGAGAGCUGCAGGGAUCUGAAGGUGGAGACGCCGGAGAAGGUCCCAGAGUGCACUCCAGCCCCUCCACAGCAGGUUGUCAGUCCCCAGCAGGUGAGAAACAUAUCAGUGGGGGACAUGCAGGCCUCCUACAGAAGCAGUGACCCUGGAAACAUCAGCCUACCUCCCCUGGAAAGCCAGCAGGAUCAUAGGGAGGUGCCAGCAGGACAAGCAGGGCUUGUAGAGCUGGAUAUGCCCAGUGAGCAGACCCAGAGCUGGCCCAGUCGCCAGCAGCAGCCAGUCUGUGUGAACAACGGGUAUUUUGGGAACAUGAAUCACCUGAGCUCUGGGGCUGGUAGCAGAGCCCUGGUGACGGGCCGAUCAGCACCAAGGGAAGAGCCAACAUCUGCCGAGAGCCCCAACGCUGGCAGGAAUGAGCCGGAAGAGGUUUCCUUUGUCUCCAUUGACUGCUCCCCUCCACCAGCAGGGGUGGCCAGAGAGGGCCAGGGGGACGGACCGCUGGCUGGAGAUGCGCUCAAGGAGGAUAAGUGCCGGGCUCUGGCAGGUUAUGUGAAUGAGGAUGUGGCAUGCAGCAUGGUGGAUGUGCGCAGCCCUUUGCUGAUUCAGAAGCAGUUCAAUGCGGAGCAGAAACAGGCCCAGAUGCUGCAAGAUGGUGGAGGAAACGCAGACCUUCAGCAUCACGCCGCCGCCCCUGCUCUUGCAGCUGCCCCCCAGCAAGUGGCUUCUACUCCUGUCCCCAGUAAUGCUCCUCUAGCCAAAUCCCAGCCCUUUGCUGGCCCGCCCAGCACAACCAAGCUUCUGCACCUCUCUAAUUCUGGUCUUGCUGGGGAGUCUCCAGAUGCCAUCAGCUUCCCCUCUUCUGUAGCUCGCUCACCGUUGUUGUCCUCGGGCUCAGCGCGCUUGGCCUGCGACAGCUCCCUGGAUAAGAUGAAGACUCCGAUCCAAGAGACCAAAUUGCCAGAUGAGGGGAAGAGCAGCAGCAACUUCUCUGUGCUGCCACAGAAGGAGGUGGUUCAAACCCCACAGCCCUCUCCUUCAGACGUGAAUCAAGCCAAGCCAGAGAUCUCUGGGAGCAUGAGAAACGCCAGGCCACAGAACCCAGCUGACAUGACCAGAAACACCGUGCCAGACAUCUCUAGGAGCUACCAGGUGCUUUCCAGCAGGGAGGAAGAGCAGCUCAGCAAGCCAGGCACGCUUUGCUCUACCCUGAGCGAGCUCCCGGAGCAGCCAGCACGCCGGCAGCCUGGCUCGCGAGACACAGACCCCGAGUAUUCUGGGAGGUCAGACCGCUUUCUCCUCAGUGACCCCAUCAUGAUGAGCAGCUUGAGCACGGUCAGCUCUGACCCUGGAGGCGCCUGCAACCUUCAGCCAGAAGAAAGCCGUUCUUCGUCCUUCUCAAAGCCACGCCAACUGCCUUCGGCAGCUGUCAGUGGCCCUGAGAAAGAUGAGGUUCCCCAGACUGACCAAAGCCUCUAUCAGUCGGUGAGCAGCAGCUGGGACGCCGCCAAUGUGAGAACUCACGAGAUCCACCUGACCAGUGAUCCUAGCUUUGAGCUGGGGAAUGCCGUCGACCCCAGGGGUGGGGACAGCAUCUGCAGGACCCUGCCGUUGGCCCCUCCUGACCUGUCUGGGGGACGUCCUAGCCGCGAGGCGGGCAGUAGCAUGCAGCCCAAUGGUCCUUGGAAUCCCAUGGCACCUCCGAGAGAUUCGGGCCACAAUGCGAGCCAGCCAAGAGGAGACGGUGCCGAGGAUGCCUCUCCCUAUUUGGGGCUAGCCAUGGCCGUUGCCUUCUUUUCCAUUGUGGGGUUGAUGCUGUACAAGCAUCUGAAUAAUUAGCAGAGGAGCGCAGCAGGGAGAUGGAGGAAUAUCGCUUCCUCUCCGGCCGCCAAGACUUGGGUGAAUGCCACGCUUAGCCAUGUAUGCAGAUGGCUCCUUUCUCUUUCGGCAGCAUUUCAGCCAGCGGCUGUACAGCUGAGGCAUAAGAGGGGGACUUUGGGAUGCUCUGUUAAAUCUCAUCUGCAGGGAGGAGUCCUGCCACUUCAGACGCUUGACCCUAUUGGUACUCUACCUGCUUCUCUUCCCUGGUUGCCUCUUGUAGGCUUCUCUCUCAUACCCUCACCCACCAAGUGAGACCCUCAUUGGAGAGGAGAAUUUGCCCCUCCCUUCUGGCAGUGCUCGGGGUCUGCCCCUGUCCGGGGGUCUCCAUGAUGGGGACACCAUGCCUCUUCGCAAGUCGUCCCACGUGUCUAGGGAAUUCCCGGAUGCCUUCCGCCAGCGCCAGGAGGAGUGGUGUGUCGUUUGCCGAAGCCAAUUUCUGUGAACAUCAAGAUGCUGCUGGUCCCCGGUGCGAGGUUUUGCUUGAUGUCAAAACACGGGUAUGUGGGGAGCCCUUAAUGCCUGGCCCCUGAGCCUGAGUCUCCAGUUCUCCCUCCCAUGGUGGGAGCUCAGAGGUGCUCAUAGUUUCAUAGCUGGUAGGGUUGGAAGGGACCUGAGCACAUCAUCAAGUCUGACCCCCUGCCAUGGCAGGAAAAAGUACUAGGGUCAAACGACCCCAGCGAGG
Molecule: messenger RNA, 3104 nt
Organism: Alligator sinensis (Chinese alligator)
Lineage: Eukaryota; Metazoa; Chordata; Crocodylia; Alligatoridae
Gene: MAVS
Product: mitochondrial antiviral signaling protein
Exons: 7
Coding region: 65-2380 (771 amino acids)
Source: RefSeq, a predicted model, not a curated record